AUGACCGAGAUCGACUGUUACCACAUACAGUGCGCGGACAAAGCAGCCAAAGGCAACGGCAAAGUACAAAUUGUGCUACCACAUUACAAUCUGUCAGGAGUUCAGCAAAGCCUAACUUUCGGGUUCAACUGUGACUUGAGUCAGAACUUCCAGUCAUGGGAGCGCAUGGAUACCGAGGCCACGCAGUCCACGACUCGACGUAGUGCGACUCCAGGUCCCUCCACAACCAGAAGAGAAUAUGUCACCCACGAGCAGACCGUCGACCCGACGGGAAUGCAUCCAUCCCAUGAAACCAUCACGGAGACCUAUCGUAAGGAGAGGGUCCAGAUUGGCGCCGAACCACCCAAAGUACCGGGCCCGAUCCGAGCUAUUGGAUCUGACGGAGAACCUCGCUCUGAAGCCACACGAAAGGAAUUGGCUUGGUUCUUGCAAGACGCAGCUCCUCGAUUCCGGGUUAAACGGGACAAAGUGCGAGACCAGGUCAGCUUUGUCUCAGACGAAUUGCCCUCAACUCCUAGGGGGAUCCCGACCGACGUGAUCCACGAGUUCAAGUGGAAGAUCAUCCGGCUUUGUGACAAGGGAUCUGAGAGCAGCAUCCGCUGUGCCAACUAUAUCCAUAGCAGCUUGAAUAAUGGUGAAUAG
This is a messenger RNA of Penicillium concentricum, 642 nucleotides long. RefSeq lists its product as uncharacterized. Bases 1 to 642 code for a protein of 213 amino acids. The record is from RefSeq and is a predicted model, not a curated record. The transcript is spliced from 2 exons. NCBI's taxonomy places the organism in Eukaryota, Fungi, Ascomycota, Eurotiomycetes, Eurotiales, Aspergillaceae.